AUAUUUCUCCUCACCUGUCUAUCAAGGUAUGGUGGGAUAUUUCUCCCACCUGUCUAUCAAGGUAUGGCGGGAUAUUUCUCUUUCCUGUCUAUCAAGGUAUGGUGGGAUAUUUCUCCACACCUGUCUAUCAAAGUAUGAUGGGAUAUUUCUCCUCACCUGUCUAUCAAGGUGUGGUGGGAUAUUUCUCCCACCUGUCUAUCAAGGUAUGGCGGGAUAAUUCUCCCACCUGUCUAUCAAGGUAUGGUGGGAUAUUUCUCCCACCUGUCUAUCAAGGUAUGGUGGGAUAUUUCUCUUUCCUGUCUAUCAAGAUAUGGUGGGAAAUUUCUCCUCACCUGUCUAUCAAGGUAUGGUGGGAUAUUUCUCUUCACCUGUCUAUCAAGGUAUGGUGGGAUAUUUCUCCCACCUGUCUAUCAAGGUAUGGUGGGAUAGUUCUCCUCACCUGUCUAUCAAGGUAUGGUGGGAUAUUUCUCCCACCUGUCUAUCAAGGUAUGAUGGGAUAUUUUCCCUCAUCUGUCUAUCAAGGUAUGGUGGGAUAUUUCUCCUCACCUGUCUAUCAAGGUAUGGUGGGAUAUUUAUUCCACCUGUCUAUCAAGGUAUGGUGGGAUAUUUCUCCCACCUGUCUAUCAAGGUAUGGUGGGAUAUUUCUCUUCACCUAUCCUAUCAAGGUAUGGUGGAAUAUUUCUCCCACCUGUCUAUCAAGGUAUGACGGGAUAUUUCUCCCACCUGUCUAUCAAGGUAUGGUGGAAUAUUUCUCCCACCUGUCUAUCAAGGUAUGGUGGGAUAUUUUCCCUCACCUUUCCUAUCAAGGUAUGGUGGAAUAUUUCUCCCACCUGUCUAUCAAGGUAUGGUGGGACAUUUCUCCUCACCUGUCUAUCAAGGUAUGGUGGGAUAUUUCUCCCACCUGUCUUUCAAGGUAUGGUGGAAUAUUUCUCCCACCUGUGGAUCAAGGUAUGGUGGGAUAUUUCCCUCACCUUUCCUAUCAAGGUAUGGUGGGAUAUUUCUCCCACCUGUCUAUCAAUGUAUGACGGGAUAUUUCUCCCACCUGUCUAUCAAGGUAUGAUGGGAUAUUUUCCCUCAUCUGUCUAUCAAGGUAUGGUGGGAUAUUUCUCCCACCUGUCUAUCAAGGUAUGGUGGGAUAUUUCUCCCACCUGUCUAUCAAGGUAUGACGGGAUAUUUCUCCCACCUGUCUAUCAAGGUAUGGUGGGAUAUUUCUCCUCACCUGUCUAUCAAGGUAUGGUGGGAUAUUUAUUCCACCUGUCUAUCAAGGUAUGGUGGGAUAUUUCUCCCACCUGUCUAUCAAGGUAUGGUGGGAUAUUUCUCCUCACCUGUCUAUCAAGGUAUGAUGGGAUAUUUCUCCCACUUGUCUAUCAAGGUAUGGUGGGAUAUUUCUCCCACCUGUCUAUCAAGGUAUGGUGGGAUAUUUCUCUUCACCUAUCCUAUCAAGGUAUUGUGGAAUAUUUCUCCCACCUGUCUAUCAAGGUAUGGUGGGAUAUUUCUCCUCACCUGUCUAUCAAGGUAUGGUGGGAUAUUUAUUCCACCUGUCUAUCAAGGUAUGGUGGGAUAUUUCUCCCACCUGUCUAUCAAGGUAUGGUGGGAUAUUUCUCUUCACCUAUCCUAUCAAGGUAUUGUGGAAUAUUUCUCCCACCUGUCUAUCAAGGUAUGGUGGGAUAUUUCUCCUCACCUGUCUAUCAAGGUAUGGCGGGAUAUUUCUCCUCACCUGUCUAUCAAGGUAUGGUGGGAUAUUUAUUCCACCUGUCUAUCAAGGUAUGGUGGGAUAUUUCUCCCACCUGUCUAUCAAGGUAUGGUGGGAUAUUUCUCCUCACCUGUCUAUCAAGGUAUGAUGGGAUAUUUCUCCCACUUGUCUAUCAAGGUAUGGUGGGAUAUUUCUCCCACCUGUCUAUCAAGGUAUGGUGGGAUAUUUCUCUUCACCUAUCCUAUCAAGGUAUUGUGGAAUAUUUCUCCCACCUGUCUAUCAAGGUAUGGUGGGAUAUUUCUCCUCACCUGUCUAUCAAGGUAUGGUGGGAUAUUUAUUCCACCUGUCUAUCAAGGUAUGGUGGGAUAUUUCUCCCACCUGUCUAUCAAGGUAUGGUGGGAUAUUUCUCUUCACCUAUCCUAUCAAGGUAUUGUGGAAUAUUUCUCCCACCUGUCUAUCAAGGUAUGGUGGGAUAUUUCUCCUCACCUGUCUAUCAAGGUAUGGUGGGAUAUUUAUUCCACCUGUCUAUCAAGGUAUGGUGGGAUAUUUCUCCCACCUGUCUAUCAAGGUAUGGUGGGAUAUUUCUCCUCACCUGUCUAUCAAGGUAUGGCGGGAUAUUUCUCCCACUUGUCUAUCAAGGUAUGACGGGAUAUUUCUCCCACCUGUCUAUCAAGGUAUGGUGGGAUAUUUCUCCUCACCUUUCCUAUCAAGGUAUGACGGGAUAUUUCUCCCAUCUGUCUAUCAAGGUAUGGUGGAAUAUUUCCCCCACCUGUCUAUCAAGGUAUGGUGGAAUAUUUCCCCCACCUGUCUAUCAAGGUAUGGUUGAAUAUUUCUCCCACCUGUGGAUCAAGGUAUGGUGGGAUAUUUUUCCUCACCUGUCUAUUAAGGUAUGACGGGAUAUUUCUCCCACCUGUCUAUCAAGGUAUGACGGGAUAUUUCUCCCACCUGUCUAUCAAGAUAUGGUGGGACAUUUCUCCUCACCUGUCUAUCAAGGUGUGGUGGGAUAUUUUUCCUCACCUGUCUAUCAAGGUGUGGUGGAAUAUUUCUCCCACCUGUCUAUCAAGGUAUGGCGUGAUAUUUAUCUCUACCUUUCCUAUGGUGUUCAGUUUCCUAGACACAAUAUAAUGACUACCUGUAGUUGAUCUGAUAUGUCACAGGUUUUUGUGAUAUGUACAGUAUAAGUUUACUCGUGGAAUGAAUUUAAUUCUGUGUUCAGUGUAUGUAGCAAACUGUUCAGGUGCUGUUACCAAUAUUAAAUUCCACUGCUUUAUAA
Molecule: messenger RNA, 2966 nt
Organism: Pecten maximus
Lineage: Eukaryota; Metazoa; Mollusca; Bivalvia; Pectinida; Pectinidae
Exons: 3
Coding region: 99-1025 (308 amino acids)
Source: RefSeq, a predicted model, not a curated record